This is a messenger RNA of Hypanus sabinus (Atlantic stingray), 4829 nucleotides long. It is a transcript of the gene hsf2, whose product is annotated as heat shock transcription factor 2. The transcript is spliced from 12 exons. Gene Ontology annotation, biological process: regulation of DNA-templated transcription. The record is from RefSeq and is a predicted model, not a curated record. The coding region runs from base 68 to 1582 and encodes 504 amino acids. NCBI's taxonomy places the organism in Eukaryota, Metazoa, Chordata, Chondrichthyes, Myliobatiformes, Dasyatidae. Gene Ontology annotation, molecular function: DNA-binding transcription factor activity; sequence-specific DNA binding.
CGGACGUGCGGGUGCCCGCGGCCGUUUGUGGGCGGGGAGCAGGGUCGGAGUCGGACCCGUCGUGAGGAUGAAGCAGACGGUGGCGGUGCCGGCCUUCCUCACCAAGCUGUGGGCCCUGGUCGAGGAUCCUGACACCAACGAGUUCAUCUGCUGGAACCAGAAUGGCCACGGCUUCCUGGUCCUGGACGAGCAGCGCUUCUCCAAGGAAAUCCUACCCAUGUACUUCAAGCACAAUAACAUGGCCAGUUUCGUCCGGCAGCUCAAUAUGUAUGGCUUUCGUAAAGUGCUGCAUGUCGAUGGAGGUAUAGUCAAACAGGAACGUGACGGACCUGUAGAGUUUCAACAUCCAUUUUUCAAGCAAGGGCAAGAUGACUUAUUGGAAAACAUAAAACGAAAGGUAUCAUCAAUUAAACCGGAUGAAGCUAAACUUCAACAGGAGGGCUUGAAUGCUAUUUUAUCCAGUGUUCAAGAAAUACAAGCAAAGCAAGAAAGCCUUGACUCAAGAUUGACUUCCUUGAAAUGGGAAAAUGAAACUCUGUGGAGAGAGAUUGGUGAUCUUAGACAGAAGCAUGCACAGCAACAGCAAGUAAUCAGACAGAUUAUUAAAUUUAUCGUUAGUUUGGUGCAGAAUAACCAAAUUGUAACUUUGAAGCGGAAGAGGCCAAUAAUGAUUAAUACCUCUGGACCUUCUAAGCCAAAAUACUUUCAUCACAUAGUCAAAGAACCUGAUGAUGCGACUCAUGUUCCUGUGCAUGGACCAAAUGGUGUAAAGCAGUGUGUUAGAAACUUAGAUGAUAUUGUCAUUUGUGACAUCACAGACAGGCCAACAGAAGAAUCUGAAAAGGAUGAAGCAUCUGUAUUUGCUACUAAUGAAGUUACAGAACAGGAUGAUUCUUCACAUAAAGUAGUAAAUACUAAAAAUCAGGAAUCACUUCCAUCAUCUGAGAUAAUGGAUGUAUGCAGUACUGACCAAGUAAUGAACACUAUGAUAAACGACAAUGUUGAAAUAACAAAUACCGAAUCAUCAAUAAGUUCUGAAGAUCCCAUAUCUAUGAUGGACUCCAUUUUGAAAGACAAUGCAGUUAUUUCACAGAACAUAAAUCUUCUUGGCAAGGUAGAACUUAUGGAUUAUUUGGACAGUAUUGACUGUAGUUUAGAAGAUUUCCAGGCUACGUUAUCAGGAAAACAAUUCAAUGUGGAUCCAGAUAUUCUGUCAGAUGUAUCAGGAACGAAAGAAAGUCUUAAUGGAACAGAAUCCAAAGUGGAUGAAAGCAAGUCUUCUAAUACUGGUAAGCAGUUGAUGCAGUAUAAUAUGUAUCCUGUACUAGCUUUUCUGGAUGGAACUACCUCAGCUAUAUCAGAAAAGGAACACAUUGCUCCAAGCAAUAAAUAUUCAAUUGAUGACAAUCACCUGGAGAAAAGUGAGCUAGUAGAAGGAGAAAAUCAGAAGAAAAAGACAAGUCAACUUUUUAAAUUAGAGCCUCUCACGGAAGAAGAAGCAAAAGAAGAAACAUUGUUUUACUUAUGUGAACUGACACCGUCAAGUACAUUAGAUGGUGAAAAUUCUUUACUGGACAGUUAGCCAAUAAGUUAAAGGUUUGUAUUGGUACAUCUAGCAAAUAACUAACUUAAAACUUGAAAUGUUUAAUUUAUACUGUAAGAUUGAUUUGUGUAGUUCAGGUCCUAUAUUGAAAUUCUUGUAAAUAUGUUGCUCUCUUUUUGCUAAUAUAUGCAGAGUACUUUGUUCCACUAUAUUCUUAAUAACUCCAUCAGAAAUCAGCUCUAUGUUCAAGUGACUUUAGUACUAUUGCUGUGGCAUUACUGAGCAUUGUUUUAUUUUUGUUACUGAUGGCAACAAUGUAAGAAAUUGGAAAAUCAAUACCUUUGAACUUGUGUAAAUUUUCUUUUUACCCAAAAUCAAUUUGGGAUUAUUAAAAGCACUACCCUACAUUCCAUAAAGCUUAAAAGGAAUAUUAAUACUGUAUGUAUUGUCAGCUAAAGCUUGGCCAAUGUUCAUUAAUAUAUUGUAGCUGCUUUAAUCAGAUCCUUAAUUGUCUAAAACUUUGAGUAGAAAUAUUAUUUGAAAACAUAAGAUUCUAUAUUUUGAGGGCUAAAGGACUUGGAAUAGAAAUGAAAUGCUUGAACUACAAAGCAUGUCAUUAUAUUGUUAAAGUUAGCUUCAGGUCUGAACUACAGUGAUGGUGUUCUGGUUUUGUUUUUUGUAUGCACAGAAACUGUUUCCUUGUUUCUGUAUGUAAAAGCCUUGUUUUCAGCUCUUUGUUAUUGACAGUACCUGCAGGGCAGGUUAAAUAGUUUGCCCAAAUGACACUGGAACAAGCGAUCAGCUUAGGUCAGUCUGUGGCAAUUGUAUUUGGUUUUGUGCUUAUUUUUGGCAUAACCUUGAGGGUUAUUUUUCCAAUAGUGACAUGUUUAUAUAUUUGGAGGUCAGCACAGAAAAGCGUAUGUACAAAAAUCAAGUUGCAAAUGAAUAUAAUGUGGGAAUAAGGUCAACAAUGCAUGUACUUUAGCUUUGUAUUCUAAUUGAACUGUGCCUACAGCACUCUUGGCUUCAGAGUAGAAAUGAGCUUCAGCUUAGACUUGGUCUUUAGAGAAGUACUAUACCAUAAAUAAGAUUGAGGAGGUUGUAGUUCAGAGAAAAAUCCUGGAAUUGUACAAGCAAGAUAGCAUCUAUAGAACGAAUCUUUCCAAUCAACUUUCACACUGCUGCCCUUGCACAAGUUUGCAUCAUUGUGCUGGUGCACCAAAUGUAGAUAAAUUCUGUAGUUUGCUGCUUUCUGGUCCACUAAAUGCUUUCUUGGAGUGGGCCUAGUGUGAGGUUCCAACCAUAAACAGUUAUUUUCUCUAUCUUUCCGCCUCUACCUCUGGAGAUAGUCCAUCCAGUAUCUUUUAUAGGCCUACUGAUUCUCAGCUACCUCUUCCCACCCUGUCACUUGUAAAAAUGCCACCCCCUUCUCUGUUCCAUUCUGGAAGAGGAACAAGUGCCACACCUGCCCCAACACCAGCACCUUCACUGCCAUUCAGGCCCCCAGGUGACACUUCACCUGUGAUUCUCUUGGUAUCUAUGUGGCCUCCUGUACAUUUGUGACACCUGACAUAGAUGGGGAGACUGCUCUAUCUGCCUGAAAAAGCUGGUAGCCACCCAUUUCAAUUCCACUUCGCAUUGCGACAUGUCUAUCGCCUCCUCUACUGUUGUGAUGAGGCCACACAAAGGUUGGAGGAGCAACACUUGGUAUUCCAUCUGGGUAGCCUCCAACCUGAUGGUCUGAAUAUCCAUUUCUCAAACUUCUGGUAAUCUUCUUCUCUCUCCCCCCAACCACCCACCUUUUUCCUUACCUGCCCAUCACUCAUCUGCUAGUGCUCCUCCUUACCUUUCUUCCAUGGUUUUCUACCCUCUCCCUAUCAGAUUUCCCCCUCCUCCAGCCCCUUUCAUCAAUUAACUUCCUAGCUCUUUAUUUCAUUCCCCUUCUGGCUUCACCUACCACCUUGUACUACUUGCUCCCCUCCCCCACAUCCUCUCCUUCCUUUCCAGACCUGUUGAUGAAGGGUCUCAGCCCAAACAGCUACUGUUUAUUCCUUUCCAUAGAUGCUGCUGACCAGCUGAGUUGUUCCAGCAUCUGCAGAUUUUCUCAUUUGUGAUGAAUAGUCCUGGAAUGUUUGUCAAUUGAAAUAUUCAAUACAGUAAAAUUUUAACGACUUUGUCUAAAGUAGCACAGAAACAGGUGAAUUUUCCCUACAUAUAUAGGAAAAUCUGCAUAAGUUUACAUUGUCAAAUGUAAUAAUAGUUAACAAUCUAUAUAAAAGCCCUGUAUUUUAAAGGGACUUCCUUACAGAACUGAUGCCAUUUAAGAUAUGCUACGAAUUGGGUCAUAUUGCAAUUGGAGAGGUUUUAACUAUCUGCAGUAACAUUAAAAAAAAUCAUGGUUUGAGUUUAUUUGAAAUACAACACAACUAAAAAUAUAUAGUCAAUACAAAGUUGAAAUGUUAAGUGACAUGUAGAUUGAUCUUAAAAGUAUUCAUAUACAGCAACUAAUUAGAUUUAAAUUUGCAUAGAAUUAAUUGAUACUGAUCUUGGCAUUAAAGCUUCAAUAGAAACUUAUCCUUAUUAUAAAUAGUUGUUUUUCCAUCAUGAAGGAUUUCUUAAUUUCCAAUUUACAAGUCAGUACUUUGAAAUCCUCAUCACUUUUGCUAUCUCAUUCCUGGCUGGAGUUUCAAUAAAGUUAACAUCAAAUUUAUAUUAAAGUGAUACUCAUUUCCAAAUUUAAUGUUUAUAAUAAAAUCCACAACCAUUUCCACAAUCACUUCUAGUUUACUAAAUGGCAAAAUUAAAUCUGAUAAAGCAAGGCUAGUCAGCGAUCAGUAUUGAUCUAUCUUUAAAUCUAACAUUAAGUAUAUACACCCUGAAAUUCCAGAAAACAAUUCCAAUACUUAAGUGCAAGUUGCAUUUGUCACUACACAGCGAGUCAUUUAUUUUGUAGAUAGUAUUCUAAAUCAUAUUAUUGACUAGCUUUAUCCUUGUCACUAAGAAAAUUUCUACAGACCAAUUACACAUUAAGACAAAAGCUAGCUUUUUCCUCUUUAAAUAUUUAGUAUACAACAAUAUUUUAAUAUGACACUGAUAUUUACCAUCAAUAUAGGCAAAUCAUUUUGAUGUUUGCAUUCAUCAGCACUAGAUUAUCCACUGAAUCUGUUGAACAUGUCAAAGCUGAGGUAUUAGCCAUGCAAUAAAAGUGAAAAGCUUUACACACACACACCCAUGUUUAUAAUUAUGCGGUGGUCUUCAAAUACUGUUAGCUGAGUUUUAAUCACAA